AAGUAAAACAUUUGCGAUUUCACUUUAUCACCGUUUGGUGUUGCUCGAGUGUAGCUAACCACGCGCUCCUUCCAGCCUCCCCUCACCCGCUUUGCUUGGAGUGUGUGUGUGUGUGUUUGUGUGUGUGUGUGUGUGUGUUAGUGGGUGUCUGUGUAAGUGUGUGUGUGUGUGUGUGUGUCAGUGGGUAUCUGUGUGUGUGUGUGUGUCGGCCCGAAAAAGACCGCGGGUUUCCAGCUGAGUUUUCUCUCUCUCUCUCUCUCUCUCUCUCUCUCUCUCUCUGCGUGUGUGUGUUUGUUCGUACGUGUGUGUGUGUGUGUGUGUGUGCGAGCGUGCGCGUAUGUGUGUUUGUGCGAGUGUAUGCGCGUGCGUGCGCGCGCGCGCGCUGUCAUUAUUGCUAUCCAGUCUGCUCCGCGCUCGCGAUGGCCAGAUUCAUUCCGCGUGAGGCAGGAAGGCAGCAGCGCUGUCCCGCUCCCGCUCCGGUUCCCGCUCCUGCUCCCUCACGCGCUCCGGUUCCGGUUCCGUGCAGCCUGCUCGCGCCUGGCCCCGGGGCAGCACCGAGCCCACAGCCGCUCCUCUUCCUCCUCCUCCUCCCCUACCAGCACCAGGUUCUUCCCGAACCCAUGAACGGCACCGAGUCCAUCUCCAUCCACCCGGAGAGCGGCACCAUGAAAGACCAAGACGCGAUCAAACUGUUUAUCGGGCAAAUCCCGCGCAACCUGGAGGAGAAAGACCUGAAGCCACUGUUCGAACAGUUUGGGAAAAUCCACGAACUAACAGUGUUAAAGGACCGAUACACCGGCAUGCACAAAGGUUGUGCGUUCCUCACCUACUGCGCCCGCGAGUCAGCCAUCAAAGCCCAGAACGCCCUCCACGAACAGAAGACGCUGCCAGGGAUGACUCGUCCCAUCCAGGUGAAGCCAGCUGACAGUGAGAGUCGUGGAGACAGGAAGCUGUUUGUGGGGAUGCUGAACAAACAACAGACGGAGGAGGAUGUCUAUCGCCUCUUCGAGCCCUACGGAGUCAUCGAGGAGUGCACUGUGCUAAGAGGUCCUGAUGGGAACAGUAAAGGCUGCGCCUUUGUUAAGUUCUCCACACAUGCCGAAGCUCAGUCUGCAAUCAGUGCGCUGCACGGCAGUCAGACCAUGCCGGGAGCCUCAUCCAGCCUGGUGGUAAAGUUUGCUGACACGGACAAGGAGCGCACUAUCCGGCGCAUGCAGCAGAUGGUGGGCCAAUUCGGCAUCUUUAACCCGGCCAUCGCACUGCCCUUCAGCACCUACAGCAGCUACGCACAUGCGCUGAUGCAGCAGCAGGCAGCCCUCAUGGCCGCGAGUCACGGUGGCUACCUCACGCCCAGCGUGGCGUUUCCGGCCACACAGAUCCACCAGAUGGGGGCACUGAACAUCAACAGCCUCCCUCCCACCCCCAUGACCCCGGUGUCGGGUGAGUUUCAUCAGCCUCUGGGCCUUAGCUCCCCUCCCGCAAACAUCACAUCUUCAGCCGUGCCCAGCAUCGUCACUCCAAUUGUUAACGGCUUCACUGGCAUUCCUCACCAGCCCAAUGGCCACCCAGCAGUGGAAGCUGUAUAUGCCAAUGGUCUGCCCCCAUAUUCCACCCAAAGCCCCACUGCUGCAGACACACUGCAGCAGGCCUUCACCGGAGUGCAACAGUACACAGCGAUCUAUCCGGCAACCACACUGACCCCUAUUGGCCAAAGCUUGCCGCCACCACCGCAGGUCAUUCAGCAGCAGCAGCAGAGGGAAGGCCCUGAGGGCUGCAACCUCUUCAUCUACCACCUACCACAGGAGUUCGGUGAUAAUGAACUCAUGCAGAUGUUCCUGCCCUUCGGGACGGUCAUCUCCUCUAAAGUGUUCAUGGAUAGAGCCACCAACCAGAGCAAGUGCUUCGGCUUCGUGAGCUUUGACAACCCAGCAAGCGCACAGGCCGCCAUCCAGGCCAUGAACGGCUUUCAGAUUGGCAUGAAGAGGUUGAAAGUGCAGUUAAAACGGCCGAAGGACGCCAGCCGCCCCUACUGACACAGCUCCAACACACACAGAGCUACAGCACAGGUUUUGAAAAGUGAAAUCUCAAAAGGAGCUUGAUUUUUUUUCUUUCAAAAUAAAUAAAACAAGAUUAAAAAAAAGAAGAUGAAAGGCUUUUUUCGAAGACAUAUCAGCAUUUCCUUAUGAAGACGUUCAUCCGAGUCGGAGAGAUGCCGGGGAAGCGGCGCACUACAGACAAACUACAAGCAGCACAGCAUAGUGAGAAAGUCAAAGCAGGAUCAUGGUGGAUAAUCCCAAAAGACAAGACCUUUUAAGCUACAGAACUUCUCUCGCUAAGACUGAGUCAACAAAUACGCAACAAACAAACAAACAAAAAAAAAAGAGCAGCAAGAACAACAUAGAUUUCUAUAUACAUAUUAUAUACAUGUGCUAUAUUAUGGAAGAGGCGCUUCCAGCUUUUAACGAUACUGGACAAAUGAGGGUUAAAACUUGAAAAUCAAGGAAAAAGGCCGUGGAGAGGAAAAAAAAAGCUCUUUUUAACCACUGGCAGACCUUCUUUCUCUUUCUCUGUUUCCUUUCAACUGUCUUCAUGUCUCUGAGCAAGCGCAGGACUUUUGGCCUUCUGUGGUCGCGGAGGUUUCCAGAGGUAACAGUGCAACUGAAAAAUCUUUCACUCCAAGGGACCAAAGGACCAAAAACCUUUUUAUUGUUCGACAGUAAUAUAUAGUAUUAAUGACGAUACUAAUACUACAAACUACUACUAAUGAUGUUACAUGUUUGGAGAAAAAAAAAAAACUUAAGAGGAAAUACUUGCUUCAGGUUGGAAGAGGAAAGAGAUUUUGAUUUCUUUUCCUUUUACAUUUAUAACUACUGGGUUUCAGAAUAUUUAAACAAAAUAGAAAAAAAGAAGAAGAAAAAAAAAGUAUUUUAAAAGCUAUACUAUUUUAGAGGAGUAGAAUAUGUGGAUGGGUGAUUGUUAAGGGCAUGUUCAGUUCUUUUUCAUCAAACUCUUUGUCUGGGACGGUGUGGCACUGACCCACUGCCUUUCAGCUCCGCCUCUGACCUUCACAUUUAUUUAGACAUUAAACUGAAGCACACAUGCCAGAGAAAUUACACUCACUGUCCUGCUCGAACUUACAUGUUCCUUUCAUUUAGCAAACAGACAUUAAAAUACUGAGUAGCACCUGCAUGUUCUGUGGACAAACCAAGCCAGAGGAGAAAGUGCAUGUGUAAGCAGGGUUAAGUAACUAGUUCAGGCGUAAUGAAGUGCACAAUUUUCCAUAUCUUUCACUUUUAUUUCUGAAGUUUGCAUCAUUAGAUUUUUGUACUGAAGUGACUGAUGCGAACGUUGGACUCCUAGCUCCUGAAUAUUCACCGAAAACAUCAGUUUUCCAUCAUAUAACUAAAUAAUAAUAAUAAUAAUAAUAAUAAUAAUAAUAAUAAUAAUAAUUUACCCUUCUACUCAAAAUAUAGGACAAAAUGACAAGAUGAUGACAAAAUGUCAGCACUACUCAGCUAGGCAAGCUUUUCCCCCACUGAACAGUUUUAAAUAAUACAGGAAAGAAAUACAAUUUAAAAACAUUAAGGUACUGAUGAGGCACAGUUUAAAUGAAAGAGUUAGUUAAGGGAACAUGAAGCUCAUUCUGUCUCUGUAAGUUGACUAAAAUAGAUGCUUUUCAUUAAUUACAUCUCAACUAAAAUGAACAAUAACCAAAUAUUUCCAUUAGCAAAUCAAUUGUAAAAAUGUCUAACCUUAACCCUAAGCCGAAGGCCAGUGUGUUCAUUUUAUUUUACUUUAGCACCUUCCUCAGCAGCAGGCACACUGUGUGAACAGGAGCUCUUUAUGUAAGCCGUUAUAUUACUGAAAUGUUGACUAAUGUGAGUUCUUCAACAAAUGACACUGACCUUAGCCCAAAAAGACGUCUUUUCAGCUUCACAGCUUAGCCAAAUCUUACAGUAUUCUGUUUUAAAGCCUCAAGGGUCCUUUAACAGGGAUUAUGGUAAUCCAGGGACCUACAGCCCAACACCCCAUAUCAUUAUCAUACAGCUUGUAUUGAUCAAAUGGCCAGCCUCAGUCUCUGCCUCAGCUUCUGACUCAGCUUCUGCCUCAGGGCCACUUCUGCACAAUCAAUUACAUGACUGAGUUCAUUUUUUUACACUUUAUAUAACAAAAGCUUGAGACAAGCUCACCGCGGGAUUGCUUUAUCGAUGCAGACCAGACCAGCGUUUAAUAAUACAGGUCAGAAAUGUCAUUAGAAAAAUGAAGAUAGUGAUGAGGCACAACUUAAUGCUGGGAAAAAAACAUUUUAGAGCGCCUGAAGAAUGAGAGCUAUUAGUAAGGCCACAGUGAGGGCAGUUUAAAGGGCACAGACACCGACACCAUGAUGUACUUACAGCAGCUGCUGGUGUUCUGUCUGAUGAAUAGCACACGCACACACACACACAUAUACACACACACACAUAUACACACAUACACACAAGCACACUCAGAGACACUCUGUUGACAAAAGGUCAGAGGAUGGAACUGCAUUCCUUUAUAACAUGGUGAACGUCCACUGAGUCCCACAUAAAGAGCUGAAAAGGUCUUUUUUUUUUAUCAUAUUUUGCUUCAUUUUUAUCAUCUGUCUUAAAGCUCCUGCACUCAUAUAUUAUCACCUACUACAUAGUUAUAAAUUUCGAACUGUAUAAACUGUCAAGUCUCCUUAUGCAGAUUACAGGGUGUACCAACUCAACUACAGAAAAAAAAUCCUUUAGUUUUCAUUUUCCAUCUUUUGAACCUUUUUGGCAAAGCCAGAAAUCUGUUGCUAUCAGGACAGGCUUGUGACCAUAGAUGUUUGGUGUAGCAGGACAACAUUAAUAACAAAACUGACAAGCGAUCACACUUAACUUAAGCAUCCAGCAUUCAGUCUAGAGUUUAGCCUGAAAAGACCUGGAACUAGCCCAGAAAAUCUAGCCAUUGGAAAAGGGAGCUACAUUUAUCUUCAUAUUCUCAGCAUUUACAUGAGAAACAAGGUCACUGUGGUGCACACGCAUUUCUGCUGUACAGAUGUUAUCCCCUCUAUAAUCCCUGUUUCUCUCUCCCAAUCUUUACAAUAGAAAGAAAUGGUUCUGUUCAUCAUAGACACAGUGUCAGCACUUACGCUUUGUCUUUGAUUUUUUUCUUGGAAAUGUAGUCAGUUUAAUUCUGGUUAUUUGCUAUCUCGGCAGAUAGAAUAUUUUUAAACUGCUCUUUCUCCAACAGUGUGAGCAACCUAUGUUUGACCACUACGACAAAAUAAUGUCUGUUGAUGAGCAGCAAGUUUCUCCAGUCGUUGGUCACCCAGAAGAGGUCAUUAGUAUUUGAAUGAAAUUUAAAAUGAAAAGCUAACAUUUGCUGAAGAGUUGAUAUAGUGGAGCUCUGCUUAAGCUGCCCCUAUGAAAGAUUUGCCACUGAUCACUAUGUUUUAUAUUGGAAUUGGUAACUCGUUAUUGAACAGGGGGCCGGAUAACUAUCCAGUUAUAAUGCCAUUUUCCAUUCGAACCCCGGUUCACAUGGUAAUAUACUGUACACAUAUGCAGCCCUCGGGCAUCUGUGCUCUAAUAACCCUGCGUCCUCUCCGAAUCUCUACAUUCCAGACAUGUGAAUUAUUAAAAUCAAAUUAAAUUUGGCUCUCACAUAUCAGCAGGCCUAAUGCAAAUUAAAAAUGGCAACUCACGCCUGAAGUUUAAUAAGUUUGAGCCAUGAUAUGAUUACAGCCAGACGGGAAAAAGACAAUGGAGUAAACAUGGGGGUGAUUGAGGAUGAGUGUGUUAGUGUGAAUUACGCUUAUGAUGUUUUUUGCUGUUUUAAAAAAAAAAAAAAAAAAAAAAAGGGAUGCACAGGCUCUGUUGCACUGCUCAUAGUCACAAGCACGCAAAAUCACCAGCAUUUCUCAUUUGCGUUCUCAUUCCAGCUUUCUUCAUGUUCAGAGUUGAGUUUCCUCACACCAUGAUGCCCAGCGUGAUGUUUGAGCAUGUUCAGACGUGGUGGUGGGUGGGUGGGGUUUACGGCGGGGCGUAAAGUAUAUUAACGGUACUACUCGUAUUAACAAUAUGAUUCUUUAAUUAAUUACCUAUGGUUUGUAUGCUAAGGAAAGUAGCUUAUUAUAGAUCUAAAAUGUGUAUAUUAGGGAACAUGAGCACAGGAACCUUGCAGGGGGAAUCUCUGCUGCGGGAUGAUGGGAGGGUGGGGUUGUGGGUUUUUGCUUUAUAAGACCGUCUUCAACUUCUGGUUUCUCAGCACAAAACCUAUGGAAGUCUGUAUACUGUAUACUGGAUUUGUUGAAAAGCACGUGGACGUGUGUGAUGGGUGAAGCAGGAAGUCCGGGCCACACGCUUACUGCCCGGACAAGACAAUGCUGUUUACAGUCUCUUUUAUUUAUUUAUUUUUUCUUUCUUUCUUUUUUUCUUUUCCUUUUCUUUUCUUUUUUUUUUUUUUUUGCUUUUUGGUUCCUGUUUUUCAGGUAACAAGAAGAGUAAAGUUCAUGUUCUGCUCAAAGCUCUAAAAAUGAGACGCAGUGCAGUAAUUAUUUUUUAUGAUGCAGAACAGAUGCAGUUUGGUCUUCUUCUGAGAAGCCAGACAUUCAAGUGUUGACUUUUUUUCAGGUAUUUGCAUAGAUUUUAUUGUCAUGCCAAAUUCUAUAGUAUUCUGUCAAUAUUUAUUUAUUUAUUUAUUUAUUUAUUUAUUUAUUUAUUUAUUUAUUUAUUUAUUUAUUUAUUUAUUUAUUAAUUUAUUAAUUAAUUAAUUAUCGAUCAUUGAUUUAUUUUUGUUUCAUUUUGUGAUCAUGCGUUGCUUUAUUUAA
Messenger RNA from Hemibagrus wyckioides, 6820 nucleotides. RefSeq names its product cugbp, Elav-like family member 5a (gene celf5a). Gene Ontology annotation, molecular function: mRNA binding. The transcript has 12 exons. The record is from RefSeq and is a predicted model, not a curated record. Gene Ontology annotation, biological process: regulation of alternative mRNA splicing, via spliceosome; mRNA splice site recognition. NCBI's taxonomy places the organism in Eukaryota, Metazoa, Chordata, Actinopteri, Siluriformes, Bagridae. The coding region runs from base 420 to 2033 and encodes 537 amino acids. Gene Ontology annotation, cellular component: cytoplasm; nucleus; ribonucleoprotein complex.